Messenger RNA from Schistosoma margrebowiei, 3710 nucleotides. The record is from the annotation of a GenBank genome assembly. Lineage: Eukaryota; Metazoa; Platyhelminthes; Trematoda; Strigeidida; Schistosomatidae.
GUUAUACUUUGUUUUAGUGCAUGUCACUCGUUACAAAUUUGUGCUUGUUUUGACAAUGGAAGAGUCAGCCAGAUUUUCAAUGCUUUCAGUAAAGGAUCACCGCGAAGAGAAGCAUAGGAAACGUCGUUCCCAUCGAGAGGAAUCAGAAUAUCACUAUAGUUCUAGUUAUUAUUAUCAAGAAUCAAGCAACCACUCGGGACAUGUAGAUAAAUACGAUGAUAAUUACUACCGAAAUAGGUAUCCAAAGUCAUACGACCAACAAGAAGACUACAUUCGUCGUCGCAAAAAGUCUAAACACCGCAGUCCCAGCUGUGAUACACAUCAUGAAUCCAAACGAUCUCAUCAUGAAAAAAAAUCUCACAAGACUAGGAAACAUUCCGAAGAUAAUCAUAAAUCCAUCUCAGGCAAUGAAGAUAAAUCUUUAGUACUGGUUGACAACGAGGAAGAUGAGGAAGAGAUUAUCAGACGAAGACGUAUUGAAAGACAAAAGUUGCUAGAAAAGUUAGAGGUCGGAAAUCAAGGAGAAGCCCUAAUCUCUAAACUCGACAGUGAUCCCAAUCCUCAAGUUAUUCAGGCAGACAGUCUGACAGAUAUGGUCACGUUUGAUGAUACUGAGGACUUCGAUUUUGAGAGGUUUGUCCAGGCUAAGUUAGAAUGUAUCAAAAUGGCUCCAACUAGUACCUCAGACCAACCGAGCUCACCAAGUGGUCGUUUAUCCGGUGUUCAAGCUCCAGCCGCAAUGGCACUUCAAGAUAAAAGAAGAAAUGACCCAAAUAUCUCUGGACAUAACAAUUCCAAACCCUCCACAUUUGAUAUGUUUGCUGAGGAAUUCGAAGUCGAGCUGCAUCAUGCUCCGGGGACAAUGGCAUUGGGGGCUAUGGCCUCUGAAAAUCAUGCCCUCUCCGACAAUUGGGAUGAUGCUGAAGGUUAUUACCGUGUUCGCAUUGGUGAAGUUUUGGACAAGCGUUAUGCUGUUUACGGAUAUACUGGUCACGGAGUGUUUUCUAACGUUGUUAGGGCGAGGGACAGUGCUCGGGGCAAUUUAGAGGUGGCAAUCAAAAUAAUAAGAAACAACGAUGUAAUGCACAAAUCAGGUCUAAGGGAAUUAGAAGUUCUUAAAAAACUCAACGAUGCUGACCCACAAGAUCGUUUUCAUUGUCUGCGACUUUAUCGUCACUUUUUCCAUAAAAAUCAUCUAUGCAUGGUGUUCGAGUUGAUGAGUCUAAAUCUUCGCGAGGUUCUGAAAAAGUACGGACGUAAUAUUGGGCUGCAUAUUGCUGCUAUACGCUCAUACACUCAGCAGCUUCUGUUGGCUUUGAAGCUGAUGCGCAAGUGUGGUAUUUUGCAUGCGGACAUCAAGCCUGAUAACAUACUUGUAAAUGAAAACAAAAUCUUGCUUAAGUUGUCUGAUUUCGGAUCAGCGUCUACUAUACAGGAUAAUGAUAUCACGCCUUAUCUUGUUUCACGUUUUUAUCGUGCUCCAGAAAUAAGUAAGUUUCUUGUUAUAUGGUAUUUUGUAACAUGCUUUUUAAUACUACCUUUGAUUUUUUAAAUUAAAUACUGACAUUUUUCUACUUUCUGCAUUUUUUGCGUAUUCGGCGUGAUAUCAGCCAAUGGAAAUCAGUCGCCACCAUGAACUUGCUAUUCAAUAAUCGUGGUCAAGAUAUGGAGUAUUGUGACGAUACUAGUGGGGCUGUCUUCUUGCUACCUUUAGCGAGGGUAAUCUUUCUUAUGCGCUCCUUAGUGAAUUUUACGUUUUUUAAAACAUUUUAUUUUCUUAUUUAGUUCAAACUGCUAGGGUUCCUGGUUUAUAUAUUUUUGUCCUGAAUCUGCUUGACUCCUUCCUUCAUCUAUGCACAAGGUUGUGACGGUCACGAUUAGCGGGUUAAUUAGCUUAGGUUUAUCGCUACUGACUUGUGAUAUCGACAUCGUAAUACUUGAUUGGGUUUUCCGAAUCGAAUAUGGUAUUGCUUUGUGAAUAAAAGCUCUCAUUUAAGCAUGAUGAGUCCGUAUCGUGUAUCCUAUCCUUAAAGAGUAUGUAGUUUAAAAGAUCUGGACAUGUUAUAACGUCUGUUUUUAGUUACAACUAUAUAAUGAGUGCACACACAAAAUGCCCCUAAUAAGUAUUUUUUUUAAAAGUCAAGUUUGCUAAAUCUUACCGUAGACGAAUAUUACGUGGUUACUACGUUUACGCUAGUUCUCGUCAGCUUCUCAGUCAGUUAUUUUCUCUCAGUAUUAGUUGGUUUGUUUAGUACCCAUAGUUCCCUCAGUAGUACAUACGGUUAGUUAACCAUAGUACUGUUUCGUGAAGGUGUGCUGGUUAUUUAUAUUUUUCUCAUACUUUAAGUUAAUAGCAGCCAGGGACUAACCUACUGUACGAAUAAUUAUUACAUUCGGCUGAUGAUGAUUACAGAGUUUUUUUUUGUUUCUCAUUUCAUUUAAGAAAGCAUUUGCAAAGAAUUUGGGUAUAUUUUUUAAUAAUACUUAAUAAUAUAUGGGGUUCGCUAUAUUACUGUUUUCAUCACUUAACUAAUUGAGCGUCUUUGGCUGGUAAUAUCGUUCUAUGUAAAAUUGUUGGUUUGUUUCUUUGUCCAAUAUGUUAAUAAAUUAGUAUAACAACAAUUCAUUAUCCAACUCUGUUGUGUGUAAUAAUAACAAUCAUUUCACCAAGUCAUCUGAAAUACUUUUUAAUAAAGUGUUCCUUUUGAUUUCUCUAAGAUUUCACAUAAUAACUUAAUAGCCAUAUUUUUGAAAUCGGCUAACACGAAUUUAAAACAAUUUAGUGAUUGAUGGAGUCAACUUUCAACAUUUUUCUUACCGGGUAGCGUCGCCAGUUUCCACAAGGUGUAGCCCAUCAGUCGGAUACCUGAAUCCGUACCUGGUUAAUGGCUUACAUUAAUGUCGAGGUAUAAUCGCCUGUUCAUCUUACUUAAUAACUAUAUGAGAUAGACUUUCGUUACAUUUUGACUCUACAGAUGUAACCUGAUGGACAUGUUUUCAUAAUAACCGAGUCACCGUGGAUCGUUCAAAAUCAUUUUUAAUUAAAAUCUUGGUGUUUGAAAUUUGUUUUAGUUUUAGGUGUUCCUUACGACUACAAUGUGGAUUUGUGGUCUUGCAGCGUAACUCUAUUUGAGUUACAUACUGGACAAAUUAUGUUUCCAGGAAAGACUAACAAUGAAAUGUUGCGUUUAAUGAUGGAAGUCAAAGGACGUAUACCAGGUCGCGUGAUCCGCCGUGGAAUGUUUCGCGCACAGCAUUUUGAUGAGCAGUGCAAUUUCCUCUAUCAUGAAGUGGACAAAGUAACACAAAAGGAGAAAAUGACGGUAAUUCGUAAUUUACAACCAACAAGAGACCUAAUGACAGACCUUAUUGGUCAAUCGAAGCUGAGUGAACCAAUCUUCCGCAAAGUAACACAGUUUCGCGAUCUUCUCGAAAAAACUUUAAUGUUGGAUCCUACUCGUCGUAUUUCUUUAAAUGAAGCUUUGCAACACCCAUUUAUUACCGAGCGUAUGUCUGCCGCAACAGAAUCAGCUAAUCCCACACAGUGAAGUGGUUUUUGUUCACAUUGCAGUUACACUGUAUACAAUGUAAAUAAAAGAUUUCGUUAUUCAAAACCUAAGUUUGUACUGUAAAUAUCUCAAAAAUCCUUUAAAAGCUUAUUGACUUUUGCUUUAUGAGAAUUUAUUUAAAAAUUAUAUUAGUGCUUCCUC